Messenger RNA from Echinops telfairi (small Madagascar hedgehog), 714 nucleotides. RefSeq names its product 39S ribosomal protein L20, mitochondrial. The transcript has a single exon. Gene Ontology annotation, biological process: translation; ribosomal large subunit assembly. Gene Ontology annotation, cellular component: ribosome. Gene Ontology annotation, molecular function: rRNA binding; structural constituent of ribosome. The record is from RefSeq and is a predicted model, not a curated record. Lineage: Eukaryota; Metazoa; Chordata; Mammalia; Afrosoricida; Tenrecidae. Bases 56 to 505 code for a protein of 149 amino acids.
UGGCGGCGCUCUGCGGGCGUUGCUGAGCAGCCCGGACGCUGAGCCCGCGGGCGCCAUGGUUUUCCUCUCGGCGCAGCUGUGGCUGCGGAACCGCAUCACCGACCGCUACUGGCGGAUCCAGGAGGUGCUGAAGCACGCCCGGCACUUCCGGGGAAGGAAGAAUCGGUGCUACCGGUUGGCGAUCCGCGCUGUGAUUCGAGCCUUUGUGAAAUGCACCAAAGCACGGAAAGUGAAGAAGAGGACCAUGAGGACGCUCUGGAUCAAUCGAAUCACAGCUGCUUCCCAGGAGCAUGGCCUGAAGUACCCAGCUUUGGUUGGCAAUUUAGUUAAGUGCCAGGUGGAGCUCAACAGGAAAGUGCUUGCCGACCUGGCCACCUACGAGCCAAAGACUUUUAAAUCUUUGGCGGCUUUGGCCAAAAGGAGGCGAGAAGAGGGAUUUGCUGCUGCUCUGGGAGACUGGAAGGAACCGGAAGGCGUGUUCUCCCGAGUGACGCACUACCACUGAGCACCCCCCCACCGCGCACAUUGACCUUCCUGCCUUGGCAGUGUGACCUCCGAGAUGUAUGUCCCAAUGGUCACAGACCCUGAAAUAGCAAGAGGAAUGGACGCAAUUGAGUACAGACCUCUGGAAGCAAAGGGUCCAGCCUCCUCCUAGUGGGCGAGCUCCACAGGCUGGUUAGAUACAGAUCCUGCAAAUAAAGCUGGUUUGCUGUU